This is a messenger RNA of Musca domestica (house fly), 1401 nucleotides long. Its product is annotated as trichohyalin-like. The record is from RefSeq and is a predicted model, not a curated record. Lineage: Eukaryota; Metazoa; Arthropoda; Insecta; Diptera; Muscidae. The transcript has 2 exons. The coding region runs from base 8 to 1006 and encodes 332 amino acids.
CCACUCAAUGCGAAGAAGGGAUCCGACGUAUCGCGAAGAAGAGCAAGAGAGGAAUACACUUGCACACUCUAUCCAUCGGAUGAAUGCGACAUUUCGGGAAGGAGAACAAGAGAGGGAUACUGUGGCUCGAUCUGUUCGGAGAAUGGAUCCAACAUACCGGGAGGAGGAACAACAGAGGGACACUUUGGCCCACUCUAUUCGGAGAAUGGAUCCAAGAUACCGGGAGGAGGAACAGCAGAGGGACACUUUGGCCCACUCUAUUCGGAGAAUGGACCCAAGUUACCGGGAGGAGGAACAACAGAGGGACACUUUGGCCCACUCUAUUAGGAGAAUGGAUCCAACUUACCGGGAGGAGGAACAACAGAGGGACACUUUGGCCCACUCUAUUCGGAGAAUGGAUCCAACAUACCGCGAGGAGGAACAACAGAUGAACACUUUGGCCCAUUCUAUUCGGAGAAUGGAUCCAACAUACCGGGACGAGGAACAACAGAGGGACACUUUGGUCCAUUCUAUUCGAAGAAUGGAUCCGGCGUAUCGUGGAGAGGAACGAGAAAGGGACUCUUUGGCAAGAUCUAUUCUGCGACAAAAUGAAGAAUACCGCCAAGUCGAAAGAGAGAGAGACACAGCAAUGCACCGAGUACGUCGAAGAAAUCCAGUUUUCCGUAUUAUGGAACAAGAGCGGAACACUUCAGCUCGUCGUGUCACCAGACAAGUUGCUAUGCAAAUGCAAGAAGCAGAAAACAGGAUGAGAAGUUGCCGCGUCCUUAUUCAUCGUAUGAAUCCUACAAACAGAGAAAAUAUAAACAUGAGACAAGCUCUGAGAAGUUCAGCAAGGAGAAGAAAUUUGUCGCCGGAAUCGAGGUCACAACAACAAAUUCAAGAUACUUUGAGGUGCAGAGCUAGGAUAAUUUCCAAUUUUUGCAAUAUUAUCAAGAGCGGACCCACAGAAACCAGUUUCCAUCUGAUAACGAUAUAUAUAAAUUCUGCAACACAUGCCACAAAAUAAUCAAUGCGGGGAAGGUUCCUUCUAUGUGUCUCUCAGAAGGUCUACAUUUUCCAGCUAUUCCGAGUGAACUUCAGGGCUUGACGUCGCUGGAAGAAAGGUUUGUUGCGCCACGAAUUCCCUUUAUGAGAAUAGUUUCAUUGGGUUAUAAUCGACAGUGUGCUGUAAGGGGUGCAGUAGUAAAUGUCCCCAUUUCACUCGAUUCCACCGUCAACGUCCUUCCAAGAACGGCCGAUCAAACUGAAGUUAUCCAGGUUCAUUUGAAGCGAAGAAUAUCUUACACACACUAUUUUAUGUCUGAAACGAUUCGGCCCGGCAAAAUUUUCGAAGCAGCGAGAUACCUUAUUGAAACGGAAUUGUACAGGAAACAUGAAAUUUGUAUUUCAUCUGAAUGGUUG